AUCUUCGACUCUUGGUUAUACUAUAAAGCACUGGAUUCUCCUAUAAACCACAAACAGUUCGAAGACGUCAGUUCAAAGUGCGUAACGUCACCGAUCAACAAAUUUAUCUUUCAAUUUCUACAUAAACUUCAUCGUCAGUGCAUACUUACGAAAUUCUUGUUCUUCUUCUUCUUCUUCGUUUCUCUUCAUACAAUUGAAUAAUAUUUACGUGAUUGUGUUUUGAAUUCGUGAAUUUUUUGUAAAGUUUUCUUUUUGAAAAAAGUUUAAAAUUUCUCUUCUUCCUUGAAAUAUCUAAAAAAAAAAUGCCGUUUUUGACAAAUGAAUCGGUGAAUGGACAUGGACAUCUUAAACGUCCCAAUGAAAACGAGUUUUUGCAUACACUCGUGAAACAUGUACCUCACACUUCAUAUACAUUUGAAGCGCUACAAGAGAGCGCACAAUAUCUUUUGGACCGGGUACCAUUCAUUCCGAAAAUUGGAAUAAUAUGUGGAUCCGGAAUGGCCGGAGAAUCUGAACAAAGUGAGUUGUGUCCAGGUUCAAUAGCAGACUCGCUCACGGAGAAGCAAUGCUUUCCCUACGAGGAGAUCCCGCACUUUCCAGUUUCAACGGUGAAGGGUCACGUUGGACAGCUGGUCUUUGGUUAUCUCGAGAAUGUCCCAGUCAUGUGUAUGCAGGGGAGAUUCCACUACUACGAGGGCUAUCCACUUUGGAAGUGUGCUAUGCCCGUGAGAGUAAUGAAGCUUGUUGGUGUGACUCAUUUAAUUGCAACGAAUGCGGCCGGGGGUUUGAAUCCCAAUUACAAGAUCGGAGAUAUCAUGUUGGUGAAGGAUCAUGUAAACAUGAUGGGAUUUGCUGGCAACAAUCCACUCCAAGGACCAAAUGACGAUAGAUUUGGUCCCAGAUUUCCACCCAUGAAUAAAGCUUACAGCACAUCACUUUUGGAAAUUGGUAGUCAGGUCGCGGAGGAGAUGGGAAUUGCCGAUAUCGUUCACAAAGGUGUCUACACGUGUCUAGGAGGUCCUAGUUUUGAAACCGUUGCCGAAUUGAAGAUGCUUCGAAUGAUGGGAGUCGAUGCAGUUGGAAUGUCAACUGUUCACGAAGUCAUCACCGCCAGACAUUGUGACCUGACCGUUUUCACUUUUAGUCUCAUAACAAAUAUCUGCGUGACGGAUUACGACGAUCAUAGUGAGGCAAAUCACGAGGAAGUUAUAGACGUUGGCAAAAGCAGUCAACCCAUUCUUCAAGAUUUCGUUCGACAAAUGGUUCUUCGUUUGGAGGACAUUAUAAAUAGCAGUUCGAAGUAGGAUUUUAUAUAAUAGAUAAAGAAUCUCCGUCAUUAGUGUCAAUUUUCAUGCUUUUCUCGAAUCUUCGCUUUUUUCCGCCCAAAAAAAGAAGAAAGAAAGAAAAAUUGCUGCAAAUCGAAAUCAAAAGGUCUUUGAAAACCUUUCAUCGUGAAUGAAACAACUUUAGCUCAUUUUAAAUCAUGUCGAUUUCUGCAUAAUAGGUAUUUAUUCUCUGAUUUCUUUCGUUUAAAAGAAUCUAUCCUCUCGAGUUAAUAACAAGUAAUCAAAUUGAUUAUUAUCAAAGUGUCUUAAAUGUUUCGAGAGCAAUUAAGAAAGAAAAUAAUUUAUAAUAAUCUUGUUUAUUAAUAUGAAAGUAAAAUAAUUCGAGUGAAUAAUUGAUCUUCAAUUUAAUUUAAUUGUGAGAAAAAAAGGAGUAAGCCGUUUUAGAUUAUGACAAACAAUUUUUGCAAAUAUUUUUAUUAAUUACGAGAUUGAAGUUCGUAAAGUUUUUGAAAACCAAAAUGAAAGAGGCGAUGAUUUAUUUUUUUUGUCUUUUGAGUAAUAAUUUGUUAAAAAGCUACGAAGAUUAGAAAUAAAUUUAACUUGAAAAAAGAUUCGUUUUUCGAAAACUUUGCCGACUUUUAUUUCAUUAUUAAUUAGUAGACAAAUAUUUAAAUAUUAAUUACGUUGAAAGAAUUUUUUUCUUUUUAUACCUCGAUGAA
Molecule: messenger RNA, 2005 nt
Organism: Leptopilina heterotoma
Lineage: Eukaryota; Metazoa; Arthropoda; Insecta; Hymenoptera; Figitidae
Product: purine nucleoside phosphorylase-like
Exons: 6
Coding region: 303-1304 (333 amino acids)
Biological process (GO): nucleoside metabolic process
Cellular component (GO): cytoplasm
Molecular function (GO): purine-nucleoside phosphorylase activity
Source: RefSeq, a predicted model, not a curated record